Messenger RNA from Knipowitschia caucasica, 834 nucleotides. The record is from the annotation of a GenBank genome assembly. Lineage: Eukaryota; Metazoa; Chordata; Actinopteri; Gobiiformes; Gobiidae.
AUGAAUGUUCAGAGACGGAAAGCUUUAAAAACAACAAUUCACAUCACAAGUCAGAUUUUAUGGCUAGUGGGUGUGACGGUGGGCCUGGUUGGACUAUACCUGUUGCUGAAGUUCAGACAGAGCAGCAUAUUCUUCGCCACCUCCUCUUUUAUGAUGCUGCCAAUCUUGGUUACCUUCGCCACCGCUGCCUCACUGUUGGUCACUGGAUUUCUGGGCACAUGGGUCAGCACCAGAGAUUCAAAAGAGCUGCAAGGAUUGUUUGUUUAUCUCCUUUUUGUGGUGUUCUGUCUGGGAACUACAGCAGCAGCACUGGCCUUUCACCACUUCCAUGAGCUGGAUUCAGAAAUACUUCCUCUUAGGGAUGUGUUCAAGAACUACACAGGAAGCAGCCAAGAUCAGAAUUCACGAGCUGUGGACAUAUUGCAAGAAUCGAUGGAGUGCUGUGGUGUUAGAGACUACAGUGACUGGACACAGACUUCCUGGUUCCAUCAAAACGGAGGUAUCGUUCUCCCUCGCAGCUGCUGCAAUCCCCUCUUUGUCGACUGCGACGGCGAUGUGCUCCAGCCUUUUUGCUUAAACCAAAUGGGCUGCGAAAUAGUGUUCAAAAACAUGUCCCGCUUCCUUCUGAGGACUCUUAUGUGGCUGUAUGGAGCAUUGGUUCAAGUUCUGAUUGUUUCUCUUGUGCCUGUUGUGAUGCUGAUGAAGGAACCUCUUCAACCAUAUCAGACUUAUAGGAGGCGAGAAUCGAGUCUCUACGAACCUGCUUUCAGAGCAGUGAAGUGUCUUCAUGGCAAUUCGAGGACACUCAAAAUACUCAAAACAGGAGGUAUUUGA